Aspergillus uvarum CBS 121591 is the source of this 4248-nucleotide messenger RNA. RefSeq lists its product as uncharacterized. The coding region runs from base 1 to 4248 and encodes 1415 amino acids. The record is from RefSeq and is a predicted model, not a curated record. The transcript is spliced from 20 exons. Lineage: Eukaryota; Fungi; Ascomycota; Eurotiomycetes; Eurotiales; Aspergillaceae.
AUGGCCCUUGUGAAGCAUAUCCUCGAGCAGAAUUCGGUCAUGUCGUAUGAUCUCGAACGCUAUUUCAAGGUAUGCAUCGAGCUACGAGGGCCAAUUCCGGACACAUGUUUGUGCCACUUUGUUGACCGAACCGCUUUCGACCUCAAGAGUGGGGAGCGCCACCGCCUCUCUAUGUCGACGGCGACCCGCGCCUCUCUCCGCGCCGUGGUAAGCAUCGCGGCCAAAAUUCAACGUCUGGCCUGCAUGUGCUUGACAACACUGCGAGGGCGACUGCAAGCUAUGCUGCCCCAGUACUCCGAAGACAUCCGACAUAUGCCGUCUCUGGUCCCAUUGGGAUACACUGUGCAAAGGUGUGGCCGCGACGGGAGAGCGAUCAAGGUCCGCGACAUUGUCCAGAACAUCCUCGCCUCGGCGUUGAACGCGCAGGAAAUCGUGAAGACGGUGGUGACAUUUGAUUCCACUGGACAUGCUUCAAGUGCAUGGGGGAUCGUGUCGUUGGGGUUGUCGAUGAUCAAAAAGGAUAUCGAGCGCAGAGAUGCUAUUCUGGGAGCCUCUGAGUAUCUGGCUGAGCAGCUCGCUUAUUUCACUGUCCUCGACAAAGGAUGCCGAUACCAAGGCCGCGAGAGCAACGGACAGUUGGAAGGCGCUCUUGUUGGUGUCUAUGCAGCAAUGUUGAAUUACUCGGCGGAGGUUAGACGAAAGUUCGAUGAAAGCGGUGUUGCCCGGAUAGGAACCACGCUGAUUCCCCUUGCCGAGCAACCACUGCAACAGCUUCGAGUGACUGUGGAAUCCAAAGCAGAAUUAGCUGAGAAAUGGGCUAGCAUUGUUGAUCGAUCUUUAGAUCAAAAGAAACAGGCUGCGGAUAUCCUCACUAUCAUCGACAGGAACGUGGAAGAGCUCCAGAGAGUUCAUGCGAGGAUUUUAACAGGUGCCGAGGACAACCGGAUCCUGGAAUGGCUGUCACAGUCACGCUAUUCGGAGGCCCAGAACCACGCUCAAGACUAUCGGGCAGAAGGCACAGAAGACUGGUUCAUUGAGUCAGAUGAGUAUAACACGGGCUGCGGGAAGUCAGUGAUGUGCUCCACAGUUAUUGACGACAUCACCCAGAGCUGUCAUGGCGAUCCGGAGAAGCAAUGCGCAUACUGGUACUUCCAAUUUAAUGUCAGCGAAUCGCAAAAUGUUCAAAAUAUGUUCAGGUGCCUCAUACGUCAACUCCAUUCGGCUCCGUUAGAGGAGAAGAUCAAGAGUGUUUGGAGAGAGCAUGGUGCCAAAGAAAGCCAGCCGAGCAUGAAGGCACUGUCAGGAGUUCUUCACAGUCUCAUAGUGGCCUUCCGAGGAGAAAUAUGCCUAAUUCUUGAUGCGUUGGAUGAAUGUCCUGAAUCGCCUGAAUGCCAUGAAAGACGUGUCUUGCUUUCUUUGCUUGAGGAGCUUCAGGAAAGGCACAGUGACAAACUUCACAUCUUGGUGACUAGCCGACCAGAGCCAGAAAUCAGUAAACGACUUGAGAGACAUGCAACUUUGGACCUGGAAGAGAAGCUCGAAGAUGAUGUGGCAAAUUUCGUCAGACUCAAAGUCCAGGGUCUUGAUGGAAGAAUUGCAAACCAGGAUCUCAAAGAGCAGAUAAUGGAGGAGUUGCUGCAAAUCGAAAAGAGACGCUUUCGCUGGGCAGAUCUUCAAAUCAAGCGUCUUGAGGCCUGUCACACGGGAGCAAUGAUUCUGGAAGCCUUGAGGACCAUACCCAAGACACUGCAGGAUCUGUACGUAUCUGUCAUUGAGGGGAUCAAGCCGUCUGAAAGGGACUUUGCGCUCAGGCCUCUAAGUCUAGACGAGGUCGCGGCUGCAGUGGGUUUACCGGUCCCAGAGCAUACUGAUGUUAUUGGCGGGGAUAAGGGGAUCAGACUGGCUCAUUUCUCAGUCAAAGAAUUUCUUAUUGCCGACACAGACCGCUGGUAUCAUCUCUCCAAUGUGAGCUGCCACAGACAACUAGCCGAGUUCGCCAUCAAGGCUCUCUUGAAACAGACAGUAAAGUCAAGGACGGCAAAACCAACAGGGGUACUCCCAUAUGCUGCAGAAUACUGGCCGGAUCAUCUCACGAAAACGGCCGCUGGUGGCUCUGAUAUAGAUUUAGAUAUCAUGAACUGGCAGACAGUGUACCCACCUCCUAUCGGUGAAGCCUCCCGGCUAGGACUUAUAUGCUGUGUGAAUAGCUUACUCGAACAAGGAGCCGACCCUUUGGAACAAUAUAGCCUGUCAAGAGGGUUCUUUGGGGCAAGCAAUGCAGUGGUUGAUGCUGCUCGGGCCGGUUAUCUUGAUAUCUUGAUCCUGUUGCUGAAGAAUAUUACUAUCCCGUCUGAUACAGCUGAACGGACAUUGCAGUUACUUCACGUUCGUGGAUCCGACUACCUGGCACUGACGGAUGUAAUCAAAGCGCUUUCGGACUCGGGAGAGAUCUACGAUCACUCAACCGGACAAGAAGUCCACAUCAAGGAAAGCAUCGUAAUAGCGAUUGUAGGUAACCAGGAAAGUGGUCUGGAGCUCAUCAAUGCCCUUUUCGAUCGACAUGAAGAGAAGGGGUGCGCGACUGUGCCUAUCACGGAGAAUGUUGUGAUCAGAUGUCUUCAGAACACGAAAUCCGGCAGUGGCAUCUUGAGCCUCUUACUGGAAAAACGCAGUGCAGAUGUUCAGAUCUCUCCACGCAUCAAGGAGCUUUUGGCCGCGUCAAGCACGAUAAGUGCUCGGAGUAUGGCAGUGUUGGUUGGAGCACAGCAUGAAGAGUUCGUCUCGGAUACGCGCUUAUUCCUCAAGUUUGCAGAAGGCGCAAGCGGAGAAGAAAUGGAAUCACUUCUCAAGACAGUGGGUAACGAAGAGUCAAACACGAGCGAUUCAUCCGUGCUGGAGAUUUUGGGUUGUCUGUUGGAUAUAUGCAAAGCAAGCUUCCCCAUGGGCGAGGCUGUUAUGCUAUCAGCAAUAAAUGGACCGUCUGCAAAACAGAUUCUCGAAAUGUUCUUGUGCAGACAGCAAGCUGGAUUCACUGUCACCCCGGCGGUGUUACGCGCAGCGGCACAAGUAAUCCGUGACAAUGACCUUCUGCCGAUUUUUGAGAUGUUAAUGAACAACGGGGGCUUGGGCGUUCCAAUCACAGAUGUAGUACUGAAUGCUGCGGAACGGGAAACAAUCCAGGCGCUCCCUAUCACGGAUGCACUUACCGCACUGGAGACCAUCUUUCGCCAUCGGCCGGAGAUUCGAGUGACCGAUGAGAUGUUUCAGCCGCAUGGCCAUCCUCCUAUCAAGCGGAUGAUCUAUCAAAUGGUUAAGCCAACUUUCCCUAGGGAUGAGCCGCCGAAUCCUUAUGCCUUACAAGUCCUGCUUCAAAGAAACCCCAACGUGCCCAUUACGCAUCGGGCCGCUGUGCAAGCAGCACAGAAUUCAAAGGCAUUUUCUAUUCUUCUCGACAGACGACUUGAGGACAUCACGAUAUCACCGGAGUUGAUGCUUUCCAUGAUGAGAAGUGGUGGGCCAUUGCAAAUUUUGCAACGCAUCCUCGAACAUGCCGGGCGCACAAUGCCGAUUACAGAGAAAGUUCUAAAGGGUGCUGCGUCCAGCCCGGCGGCGUUGAAAAUGAUUCUUCAAACUGAGGGAUGCAAUGUUACUCUGUCCGAAGAGGUGCUUAUUCUCGCCACUUACAGACGACUGUGGGCAUUGCAGUGGCUCAUCCGGGAGCACAGCACACCAGUGCCGCUGACAGAAAGAAUGCUGGUGGCCGCCGCGGCAAAUGGCCUGGCUGGGGUACAAUGGCUUCUCCAAGAACGGCCUCUCAACGCCGAUUUGAAUUGGGUGUGGAGAGCGAUAUGGACGUGGGAUGAUGACUUCUGUGACUUCUCUUACGGGGGCACUCUGGUUUUGGAUAUAGACACUUCUUUUUUCCGAAUGAAAGCCGCCAGCAAUAUUCUCCAUUAUACCAAGGCUGUGGAUAUUUCCGAAGAACUAUUUGAACAACUCUCAAUCGCUAGCCAGGAGAACAAAGGCAGUCUUCUUAUCGACUUCAUACAUAUCUGCAUAAGCUACGGGCUACCCGUGCUGAUGACAGAACGAAUGCAGAGACUGGCAUCAGAAAAGUCUCAUGCUCAUGCGAUCCGAGAUUUAUUCCGUCAACAGUACUUCCCCAAGGAUAAUAUGGGAGAGUUUGAGAAGAUGCUAAGGUCUCUGGCAUUUGCUGAAGGCGAAGAGAAUUCGAGCCUCGAUGAAUGA